AGUUUUUAAAUUUCAAAAAAAGGGUUUCAUUUCUUCACUUUCCGUUCUUUUUUUUAUUUUCUCUUUUGGAGAUCAUCUAUCUCUGGUUUUCCUUUUUUUUUGAUUCCUUUGGCUCUUGCGCAGCUAGCAAAACAAGAUGGCAGAUGGCGAGGAUAUUCAACCACUCGUAUGCGAUAAUGGAACUGGAAUGGUUAAGGCUGGAUUUGCCGGUGAUGAUGCUCCAAGAGCUGUGUUCCCUAGCAUUGUAGGUCGUCCGCGUCAUACAGGUGUGAUGGUUGGCAUGGGUCAAAAAGAUGCAUAUGUUGGGGAUGAAGCUCAGUCCAAGCGUGGUAUUCUGACUCUAAAAUAUCCUAUUGAACACGGUAUUGUCAACAAUUGGGAUGAUAUGGAAAAGAUCUGGCAUCAUACCUUUUACAAUGAACUUCGUGUGGCUCCAGAAGAACACCCGGUUCUUCUCACUGAGGCACCACUGAACCCGAAAGCCAAUCGUGAGAAAAUGACCCAAAUCAUGUUCGAGACCUUCAAUGCUCCUGCCAUGUAUGUUGCUAUCCAGGCUGUUCUCUCCCUCUAUGCUAGUGGCCGUACAACUGGUAUUGUUCUGGACUCUGGAGAUGGUGUGAGUCAUACUGUCCCCAUUUAUGAAGGAUAUGCCCUCCCACAUGCCAUCCUCCGUCUCGACCUUGCAGGUCGUGACCUUACUGAUGCCCUUAUGAAAAUCCUGACUGAGCGUGGCUAUUCGUUUACCACUACAGCUGAGCGUGAAAUUGUGAGAGAUGUGAAAGAGAAACUGUCAUAUAUCGCACUCGACUUCGAGCAAGAGCUUGAAACUGCCAAAACUAGUUCUUCCAUCGAGAAGAGCUAUGAGUUGCCUGAUGGCCAGGUGAUCACCAUUGGGUCUGAGCGUUUCCGAUGCCCAGAGGUCCUUUUCCAGCCUUCCAUGAUCGGAAUGGAAGCUGCUGGCAUCCACGAAACCACAUACAAUUCUAUCAUGAAGUGCGAUGUCGAUAUCAGGAAGGAUUUGUACGGAAACAUUGUCCUCAGUGGUGGAACUACCAUGUUCCCCGGUAUUGCAGAUAGAAUGAGCAAGGAAAUCACUGCAUUGGCCCCGAGCAGCAUGAAAAUUAAGGUGGUGGCUCCACCUGAAAGGAAAUACAGUGUCUGGAUUGGAGGCUCUAUCUUAGCAUCCCUCAGUACUUUCCAGCAGAUGUGGAUUGCUAAGGCAGAGUAUGAUGAAUCUGGCCCAUCUAUUGUGCACAGGAAGUGCUUCUAGUUCUUCACAACGCAUGAGGUCCUACAAGCAAAGCUUAAGAAAGAAUGGAGAUGAUGAUAAGAGCUUCAACAUUCAUUCGUUUUUAUUUUUAUUUCUUCCAAUUUAGCAGAUGUUUUAACGAUUUUCAUUCAAUGAAACGGCAACGGAUUUGUGAUUUAUUAUUUCUCUAGCUUUUCUCCGUUUUGUUAUGUACUCCUCAGGGACAUUUUGAACUCUCCUAUCAAUGUUAUUCUUUUGUUUUCUUUUUAAAGAA
Molecule: messenger RNA, 1523 nt
Organism: Gossypium arboreum
Lineage: Eukaryota; Viridiplantae; Streptophyta; Magnoliopsida; Malvales; Malvaceae
Product: actin-like
Exons: 6
Coding region: 137-1270 (377 amino acids)
Cellular component (GO): cytoplasm
Source: RefSeq, a predicted model, not a curated record